GAGAUAGCGGCUAGAGUGACCCAUAGAUUGGAGACGGAAAAUGAAUGCCACGUGUCUAUGGUACAAUGCGGAGUUGCGGUUCUAACCCGAGAGGGCUGUCUUUUUCGUGGUCCCGGAAAUACAACGAACGACACUUCCUGUCGAGCUUCCGAGAGGAACGCGUGGCUAUGGCGAGAGAGGCAGGCGGCGGCGGCGGCUUCCACCGGGCUGGGGCGCUGAAACAGCAGAACAAGCCGCACAAAGGCGGGAGGCACCGCGGGAAGAAUGCGCGGAAGGAGGGAGGUCGGGUCCCUGCCAAGACACUCAGUCGGCAGCAGCACCAUAACUUGGCCAAAUUGGACCGCAGACACCGGGCCUGGCAGCUCCGCCGGCAGCGCAAGGAGGUGGUGUUGGAAGAAAAGCGGAACUUGGGUCGCAAGGGUGGACCACCACACCUGGUGGUGGUGGUGCCGCUGCAUGCUGGCGUGGCUAUCCAGGGAACUUUGAGCCUGUUUCAGAGCAGUGAGGCUUCCGUUGUGUGCCAAACUGAGAUGGGCCCACCAGGUUUUGCCUUGCUGUGCCCCCGAUCCAAGGUGCGAUGGCAUUUUGUGGUGGCUGAUGCAGGGAACCUUCACGUUGUGCUGGACCUUGCCAAGGUUGCUGAUACCCUCCUUUUUGUGUUGGAUCCUUACGAAGGCUGGGAUGCCACUGGAGACUACUGCCUCUCCUGCAUCUUUGCACAGGGCCUUCCCAGCUAUGGCCUUGCUGUUCAAGGUCUUUCUGACCAGCCACUAAAGAAGCAAAUAGACUGCCGGAAAAAGCUGUGCAAAGCCAUUGAGAAGAGAUUUCCUGAGGCCAGGCUCUUUCCCCUCAACACAGAGCGGGAGUCCGCACUUCUCUUGCAGCACCUUGCCAGCCAGAAGCAGCGGCACCUGGCCUUCCGAGACCGGCGGGCUCACUUGCUGGCCACUGUUGCUGAAUUUGUGCCUAACUCAGACUGUGCCUUGGUGGGGACUUUGAAGGUGACUGGCUACGUGAGGGGGCAGAACCUGAACGUGAACAGCUUGGUGCAUAUUGUGGGACAUGGGGACUUUCAGAUGAGCCAGGUGGAUGCCUCUCCAGAGCUCUUUGCACUGAACCUCAGAGCUGCAAAUAGACCUUCAAAGAGCAUGGAGGACCAGGGCGACCUUAUCAGUAGAGGAGAGCAAAUGGAGGAAGACGUGAAGGUCCUAAGCAAGGCCGAUGCCAGCAAGCAGGAAUCUCUGCAGUUGGAAGCGGUGCCCGAUCCCAUGGAUGGAGAGCAGACAUGGCCCACAGAAGAGGAGCUGAAGGAGGCAGAGGAAUCCCUCAAGCAGAGCAAGAAAGUAGCCAAGAGGGUCCCCAAAGGUACAUCUGCCUACCAGGCUGCCUGGAUCCUGGAUGGCAGCAACGAAUGGGAGGACGGCAGUGAGGAGGAAGAUGAGGAAGAUAAUUUUAUGGAUGAGGCCAUUUCCCAGGAUGGCAGCAGCAGCAGCGAGCAGGAGGAGGAGGAAGAGGUUGCCACAGAGGUAGAUGAGGGUGAGGCCAUGACGCUCCUGGAGACUCUGCAAGACGAUGACAAGAUGGAGGACGGGGAGGCAGUGCUGGAAAAGUACAGACAGGAGCGACAAGAGGAGAUGUUUCCGGAUGAGGUGGACACCCCACGGGACGUGCCGGCCUGGAUCCGGUUCCAAAAGUACAGAGGACUGAAAAGCUUCCGGACAUCUCCCUGGGACCCCAAAGAGAACCUGCCCAGCGAUUAUGCCCGGAUCUUCCAGUUCCGAGACUUCUCCCGGACAAGGAAGCACGUCUUCCGGCAGCUGGAGAGGGAGGAGAGCAACGGAGUGGAGGCCGGCUGUUACGUUACGCUGCACGUUUGUAGCGUCCCUGUCUCUGCCAUGGAGAGUUUCCGGCAGCAGCAGGUGCCUCUGGUGCUCUUCACCCUGCUUCCCUAUGAACAAAAGAUGUCUGUGCUCAACCUCCUGGUGAGACGCCACCCGGGUUACAGCGAGCCUGUCUGCUCCAAGGAGGAGGUGAUCGUCCACUGUGGCUUCCGCCGCUUCCGGGCCUCCCCGCUCUACUCCCAGCACAGUUCAGCUGACAAGCACAAGCUGGAGCAGUUCCUGCGGGCCGACACUGCCACAGUGGCCACCAUCUACGCCCCCAUCACUUUCCCACCUGCUUCCGUGCUGCUGUUCACACAGAGGGACAACGGUGUCCACAGUCUCCUGGCCACAGGCUCCCUGCUCAGUGUCGACCCCGACCGGCUGGUCAUCAAGCGGCUGGUGCUCAGUGGCCACCCUUCCAAGAUCCUCAGCAAGCUGGCUGUCGUGCGCUACAUGUUCUUCAACAGAGAGGACGUGUUGUGGUUUAAGCCCGUGGAGCUGCGGACCAAGUGGGGGCGGCGGGGACACAUCAAGGAGCCUCUGGGAACCCACGGCCACAUGAAGUGCCAGUUUGAUGGGCAGCUGAAGUCCCAGGACACGGUGCUCAUGGCUCUGUACAAGAGAGUCUUUCCACGGUGGACAUAUGAUCCCCACGUGCCAGAGCCACUCAGGAGCAGCGAGAACUCCCUGCCUUGCCCGGAGGAGGAAAUGGGCUAGCAGCUGCUGCUCAGGGCCCAGUUCUGCCUGACUUUGCACUUGGCCUGUGUUCAUUUGUAUCUUACUUAUUUUAGGGGCAAAAUAUUAUCUCCAAAUCAAAUCUU
Molecule: messenger RNA, 2704 nt
Organism: Rhineura floridana
Lineage: Eukaryota; Metazoa; Chordata; Lepidosauria; Squamata; Rhineuridae
Gene: TSR1
Product: TSR1 ribosome maturation factor
Exons: 15
Coding region: 45-2600 (851 amino acids)
Biological process (GO): maturation of SSU-rRNA from tricistronic rRNA transcript (SSU-rRNA, 5.8S rRNA, LSU-rRNA); endonucleolytic cleavage of tricistronic rRNA transcript (SSU-rRNA, 5.8S rRNA, LSU-rRNA); ribosome biogenesis
Cellular component (GO): preribosome, small subunit precursor; nucleus
Molecular function (GO): GTPase activity; U3 snoRNA binding; GTP binding
Source: RefSeq, a predicted model, not a curated record